CGCGCGGGGCCGGAGGGGCCCGGAGCGGGGCCGGGCGGCGGCGGCGGGGCCGGACGGGACAUGGCGGCGCGGGCCGGGCCGCGGGAAGAUGAAUAAGGGCUGGCUGGAGCUCGAGAGCGACCCCGGUCUCUUCACGCUCCUGGUCGAAGAUUUUGGGGUCAAGGGGGUGCAGGUUGAGGAGAUUUACGAUCUGCAGAGCAAGUGCCAGGGCCCUGUGUACGGCUUCAUCUUCCUGUUCAAGUGGAUCGAGGAGCGCCGGUCGCGCCGCAAGGUCUCUACCCUGGUGGAUGAGACGUCGGUGAUCGACGAUGACAUCGUUAAUAACAUGUUCUUUGCUCACCAGCUGAUCCCCAAUUCCUGUGCCACCCACGCCCUGCUGAGCGUCCUCCUGAACUGCAACAAUGUUGACCUGGGCCCCACGCUGAGUCGCAUGAAGGAUUUCACCAAAGGAUUCAGCCCUGAGAGUAAAGGCUAUGCCAUCGGCAAUGCCCCCGAGCUGGCCAAGGCCCACAACAGCCAUGCCAGACCAGAGCCACGGCACCUGCCGGAGAAGCAGAACGGCAUCAGCGCUGUGCGAACCAUGGAGGCUUUUCACUUUGUCAGCUACGUCCCCAUCAAGGGACGGCUGUUUGAGCUGGACGGGCUGAAGGUCUAUCCCAUCGACCACGGGCCGUGGGCUGACGACGAAGAAUGGACAGACAAAGCCAGGAGAGUGAUCAUGGAGCGCAUCGGCCUGGCCACUGCAGGGGAGCCGUACCACGACAUCCGUUUCAACCUGAUGGCAGUAGUGCCCGAUCGGAGGAUGAAGUAUGAGUCCAAGCUUCACAUCCUGAAGAUGAACCGCCAGACUGUGCUGGAGGCCUUGCAGCAGCUUAUCCGAGUCACCCAACCUGAGCUGAUCCAGACCCAGAAGUCUCAGGAAUCUCAGCCUACUGAAGAGGCAAAGCCAGCCAGCAGCAAGACCGUGACUGCAGAGAGCACCCACCCAGACAGCACUGAUGAGCCCCCGAGCCAGGGCCACCCCGUGGCCACACAGAGCCCACCCACCCGAUCCAAGCCGGUGGUGAAGACGUCAGCAAGCACCAUCAACGGGGCGCCUCCAGCAAACCCCAACCCCAUCAUGCAGAGGUUGCCAGCCUUCCUGGAUAAUCACAACUAUGCCAAAUCCCCCAUGCAGGAGGAGGAAGACCUUGCGGCAGGAGUGGGUCGCAGCCGGGUCCCAGUCCGACAGCACCAGCAGUACUCGGAUGAUGAGGAUGACUAUGAUGAUGAUGAGGAAGAGGAAGUUCGUAACACCAACUCAGCCAUCAGGUACAAAAGGAAAGGGCAAGUAAAGCAAGAGCACGCAGCAGGGGCUGCGGAUGGCCAGCUCUCUGUCCUCCAGCCGAACACCAUCAACGUCCUGGCUGAGAAGCUGAAGGAGUCGCAGAAGGAUCUCUCCAUCCCCCUGUCCAUCAAGACGAGCAGCGGCGGAGCUGCCGUGGCGGUUGUCACUCACUCCCAGCCCUCUCCCACCCCCAGCAACGAGAGCACAGACACCGCCUCCGAGAUCGGCAGCGCCUUCAACUCCCCGCUGCGCUCUCCCAUCCGCUCGGCCAACCCCACCCGCCCCUCCAGCCCCGUCACCUCCCACAUCUCCAAGGUCCUCUUUGGCGAGGAGGACGGCCUGCUGCGCAUCGACUGCAUGCGCUACAACCGGGCCGUCAGGGACCUGGGGCCCAUCAUCAGCUCUGGGCUGCUGCACCUCACAGAGGACGGCGUGUUUUGCCCGCUGGCUGUUGCAGAUGGGGGGAAAAGCUCCCCCUCGUCCAUCAAACCCGGUGAAGAGGCCCAGGUUGCCAUCAAACUGGAGGAGAAGGAGGGCAGUGAGGCCAGUGACAGCAAAGAGAAGGUGGGACUUGGCAGGACCAGUGAUCACCCUGGGGGGGAAAAGUAUUCUCCCAAGGAGCUGCUGGCACUGCUGAAGUGUGUGGAGGCAGAGAUUGCAAACUACGAGGCCUGCCUGAAGGAAGAGGUGGAGAAGAGGAAGAAAUUCAAGAUUGAUGACCAGAGGAGAACCCACAACUACGAUGAGUUCAUCUGUACCUUCAUCUCCAUGCUGGCCCAGGAAGGCAUGCUGGCAAGUCUCGUGGAGCAGAACAUCUCCGUCCGCAGGCGGCAGGGAGUCAGCAUCGGCCGUCUCCACAAGCAGAGGAAGCCCGACCGCCGGAAACGCUCCCGUCCCUAUAAAGCCAAGCGUCAGUAGCCUUGGGGUCAAGACUGUGAGGAACUGGCCCUUGGGGCUUUGGGCAGUGGCACUUGGAUGUAUCUUACCCUUUGCCAGAGGAAGAGGGACCCCAGUGAGAAGCCCUUGGCCGAGGUGGAGCCUCGGGACAAACAGAAAUUGGGUUUUCCUCUGAGCCUGAGUUGUGAAAGGCAGAAAUGCCUUGUUCAAGGAGAGACCCUGCAGCAACGGGUGAGCCUCAGCUGCUGGACUGGGCUGUGGCCAUGCGCAGACGCCCUGGGCCUGUGUCUCCGUGCCGUGGCUGAGGACUAUGGCAGGAGGGAAAGAGCCCACCUGGUGGGGGUGGGCCUGGCGUGGGGGCACCGGCGAUGCUGGUGUGAGGCUGUGCUGGCCACAGCUGGCUGUGGCUUGUGUCCUCCUGUGCGUGCAGGCCUUCAGCUCUGUGCUUCCCCAAGACAGUCAUGUCUGUUUUCUGUUCCUCUCCCUCCCUUUACAAAA
Oxyura jamaicensis (ruddy duck) is the source of this 2722-nucleotide messenger RNA. It is a transcript of the gene BAP1, whose product is annotated as BRCA1 associated protein 1. Bases 89 to 2245 code for a protein of 718 amino acids. The transcript is spliced from 17 exons. The record is from RefSeq and is a predicted model, not a curated record. Gene Ontology annotation, molecular function: cysteine-type deubiquitinase activity. Lineage: Eukaryota; Metazoa; Chordata; Aves; Anseriformes; Anatidae. Gene Ontology annotation, cellular component: cytoplasm. Gene Ontology annotation, biological process: protein deubiquitination; ubiquitin-dependent protein catabolic process.